Messenger RNA from Pteronotus mesoamericanus, 2562 nucleotides. RefSeq names its product serine protease FAM111B-like. Gene Ontology annotation, cellular component: chromatin; nucleus. Gene Ontology annotation, biological process: DNA replication. The record is from RefSeq and is a predicted model, not a curated record. NCBI's taxonomy places the organism in Eukaryota, Metazoa, Chordata, Mammalia, Chiroptera, Mormoopidae.
AUGUCGCUUGGAGACAGGGCUGCUGUUUCAAUCGAUACUUUGAAUUCCAAGACGCUCUGCCUUACGGCCGCUCCUCCUUGCACCCUGGCCUGGAACAUCUCAGGGCAGUUGCCCCCAGUCACCACAAGUUUUGAUUGGAUAGCAAGGUUAGUUACUUUCGUAUUUGGAGGUAUUGCUGGGGAUGCUUCUAGUUCUCUGAGUAUGCCUCGGAUUUCUUCUCUGCACAGUUACUGUCCUCAGCAACACUUGUGUCCUUUCACUUCCAGUGGGAGGAUAGACCCAAUCCCUGUUUGUUCAUCUUAGCCAGUAGUGGAAGUGAGUGGGAUUCUCUUGGAACUACUCAUCAUGAAUCCUGUGAAAUGCGAAGAGGACACGUCACUCAGUGCUACUGAGAAUAACCAGUCUACAAGACCUGAAGUUGUAAAGGAUGCUGUCGAGAGGCAGACGUGCUCCGGCACAAAUGUGGGUCACUCUCCAUCUGACACAAGCGAGUGUAGUGGCACUGUGGCACUUAAACGUGAAGUCAGUGGGUGUGAAGCAUCCCUAGGAAGUCGGCAACCAAAUCUGAGAAGUAGUGACAAACGUUACUUCAACUUUACUUUCAAAGAAGUCUCCAGGAGAUCAGACCGUAGUGUGUUUACAGCACGUGGUGAACUCAAUGAGAGUGUCUUCUCAGCUCUGAAAUCUCAUGACAGUUUCCGCAAAAGAAUGGAGAAUCAUUUCAAUAAUAAGGACAUUUUCGUCCGUGGACAGAAAGCAAUAGAAGGAUAUAUCAAUUUAGGAAUGCCUCUCAAGUGCCUACCAAAAGGUUCUCACCUUGAAAUAUCAGUUCAUCAGAGAAAGGGGAACCAGAACGUAGAUGACCAGAUAUUACGCCCCUAUGAAAAUCCUAGCAUCGAAUGCAUUCUUUUUCAUGUUGUGGCUGUUGGGAGGACGAUAAAGAAGAUUGUUAAGAACAUGGCCCUUCAUGAAAAGGGAAGUACGCUCUGUAUCUAUGCCUUGAAGGGUGAGACUGUCAAGGAAGCCCUGUGCAAAGACGGCCGGUUUCGAUCUGACCUGGAUGAAAUUGACUGGGAACUCCGAGAAACUCAUACAAACAUUCAUGUAAAACAGUCCACGGUGGAGGAAGUAGCUGGAAAAGUCUUAGAGGUGGACAUUUCUGUGAAGCCAUCAGCCAGGAAACAUAACCUUAAGAAAAUUGAACAGAGGACUGAAAAUGCCACUGGUGACAUCAGUCCCUACGAUGUGAUGCCAUCUCAGAGCCAGGCCCACGAACCAGAGAAAGACGAAGAGUCUGAAGAUGUACAACAUGACCGAGAAAAAGUUCUACCACCUCAACAUCCAAGGCAUGAUAUUCAAGGUAAGAUACACCGUACAAUUUCCAGAAUUAAAAGUUAUUACAGGAACAGUCUCAACAGAAAGUACAGGACACAAAGAUCAUGCAAUCAGCAAAGGCCGCGUCUGGGUAUGGAAUGUGCUCUGAUUCAGCACAUCCAGGGAUCGGCAACUAACCCCUGGCCUAAAAACUGCAAAAUGUUGGACAGUGGUAUAAUGCAGCACUAUCCAAAUUUCAGUGAAGACGCACGUUGGAUGAGAAAUUAUUUUUGGAAAGAACGGAGGAAAACCAAACUGUCACUGUGUCAACAAUUCAGAAUAUAUGAAAAGUGCUUUGCAAAAGUAACUAAAGAUUCUACUUCAGUUGCAACCUAUGAACAUCGUGUUCACCUUAGUAAGUCAGUUGGGUUCCUGAGAUGGGACAAUAAUGGAAACAAAGGCAAUGCUACUUGCUUUGUCUUCAGUGAUGGUUAUAUUUUCACCUGUCGACAUGUUGUGCACUUGAUGGUGGGAAAAGACACAGAUACAAGUUUGUGGCCAGAUAUAAUAAGCAAAUGUGCAAAAGUGACCUUCACUUAUAAAGAGUUCUACCCCUUAGAUGAGGAAUGGUUUUCCCUUGAGCCAGGCUUUGUAGUGUCUUAUGGAGGUCUAGAUUAUGCCAUUUUGAAACUAAGAGAAAAUGGAAAUGGAUUUCCUCCAGGCCUAGUUGGACAAAUUUCCUCUUUGCCUUCCAGUGGUUUGAUUUAUUUAAUCGGUCACCCAGAAGGCCGGACGAAGGAAAUAGAUGAGUGUGCUGUGAUUACUCAAAUAGAACGCUUAAAGAGGUACUCGGAGCACCAUCAACAGGAGGUGGGAGGGCUGCACGCUGCCACUUACGGUGUUUGCUCUAUGUUUACCCCAAGAACUUUCCCCCCAGAGGCUUACAGCACUAACACACUUAGUUACGAUACCUGCUUUACGAGUGGGUCCUCUGGGUCCCCAGUGUUUAACGCAGAGGGCAAAGUGGUGGCUCUGCACGCCUUCGGGAAGUUUUAUAAACGUGGAGGUAAGGAGUAUGCCUUAAUUGAAUUUGGCUAUUCUAUGGUUUCAAUCCUUUGUGAUCUUGAGCAGAGGAAUGAGUCCUUUUAUAAACUGUUAACCGGAGAGAAUGCGAGAACCUCAAUCAAGAGAAAAAUAACAAACAAGUCGUUACUUCAAGCGGCCCACGUGGAGCCCAUGGAACACUAG